AUGUGUGUUCAGUCAACGUGAAGUCUGCAAACUAGGAUAUGUUGCACACUCAAACAGUGGAUGCGUGGCUAGCGGAUUGAAUUGACCGUUUCUCACUAACUUUAUAAGGAAGUGAUUCAAUCAAGGGAAAAUAUAUAUUUAGGUGUAAUUUCUAUUCUGAAUUAAAUAGGCAUUGCAUUGGGGUAACAACCUUGACAUUUCUAUUCGGCGCGUGGGACAUUGUAUCAGCGGCACAUUUUAUUAGCUUGCUAGAUAGCAAGAGAUGUGUGAAGGCCUCCUUUAUUUUUGUGUAGCUAGCUAAUAAAUACCAGCGUUGCAGUUUAAAUAGCAAAAUAAGUGUUAGUUUGGCUCGAGUUUUGUUGAAAAUAACUAGCUACAUCGCUGAACUUGGCUAAAUAACGUUAGCUAGCGAGCAAAAUUAAUAGCUAACGGUAGCUAAACAAAAGAGUACGCGCCAGUCUCGCUGUUGGUGCCGAACGCUUGUGCUAUGGGCUUGCUGUCACAAGGGUCACCGCUCAACUGGGAAGAAACCAAAAAGUAUGCAGACCAUGUCAGGAAGCAUGGCAUCGUUCAGUUUCUCAACAUCUAUAACAAGGUGAAAGAACGACAGAAGGAUGUUUUGUUAUGGGGCGAUGAGGUGGAAUACAUGUUGAUUGACAUGGAUGAGAAAAAUGAAAAGGUUCGUCUUGUUCUCAAUGGUGAGGAGGUUUUGGAAACCCUUCAAGACAAAGGUGAAAAGACAAACCCCAACCAUCCUACCCUUUGGAGGCCAGAGUAUGGCAGCUACAUGAUCGAAGGGACUCCGGGGCAGCCCUACGGUGGGACGAUGUCAGAGUUCAACACAGUGGAGGACAACAUGGGGAAGAGGAGGCGAGAGGCCUCAUCUGUGCUGAAUAAGAAUGAAACCCUUGCCACCAUCACUUCAUUCCCAAGGUUAGGUUGUCCAGGCUUCACCCAGCCAGAGUACAACCCAACACCUGUUGAAAAAGGAGUGUCCAAAUCACUGUUCUUCCCAGAUGAAGCCAUAAACAGACACCCAAGAUUCAGCACCCUGACCAGAAACAUUCGUCACAGAAGAGGAGAGAAGGUAGUGAUCAACGUACCCAUCUUUAAAGACAAGUGCACUCCAUCUCCAUUUGUUGAGAAAUUUCCAGAGGAUGAUGGGGAGGCCGCCAGGGCAGCUCUCCCUGAUCACAUCUACAUGGAUGCCAUGGGCUUUGGAAUGGGCAACUGCUGUCUUCAGGUGACAUUCCAAGCUUGCAGCAUUGAAGAGGCGAGGUACCUUUAUGACCAACUAGCAACAUUCUGCCCCAUAGUGAUGGCCCUCAGUGCUGCUUCGCCGUUCUACAGAGGCUACGUGUCAGACAUUGAUUGUCGCUGGGGAGUUAUUUCUGCCUCGGUGGAUGACAGGACCAGGGAAGAGAGGGGGCUGGAGCCUUUGAAAAGCAACAAAUUUCGAAUCUUGAAAUCAAGAUAUGAUUCAAUCGACAGCUACCUCUCCAGUUGUGGCGAUAAGUACAAUGACAUAGAUCUGACAAUUGACGAGGAUAUAAACCAACAGUUGCUGGAUGCAGGGAUCGACAAACUGCUGGCCCAACACAUAGCCCAUCUCUUCAUCCGGGAUCCACUGUCCCUCUUUGAGGAGAAAAUUCACCUGGAUGAUGAAAAGGAGUCUGAUCACUUUGAGAAUCUGCAGUCAACCAACUGGCAGACAAUGAGGUUCAAACCUCCUCCUCCAAACUCGGACAUCGGAUGGCGAGUUGAGUUCCGCCCCAUGGAGGUGCAACUUACCGAUUUUGAAAACUCUGCUUACGUUGUUUUCAUCGUCCUGCUCACCAGGGUUAUACUGUCCUAUAAACUGGACUUUCUCAUCCCUUUGUCAAAGGUUGACGAAAACAUGAAAGUGGCCCAGGAAAGAAAUGCAGUCCAAGAGGGCAUGUUUUACUUCCGAAAGGACAUCUAUAAAGGCUGCAACCCUGUCCUCGAUAGCUCCUCAGCGGCCCAGAACGGCUUGGAAAGUGAGGGUGACAAUGAGUACAUACUGAUGAGCAUUGACACAAUCAUCAAUGGAAAGGAAGGAGUUUUUCAAGGGCUGAUACCAAUCCUCAACUGCUACCUGGAAAACAUGGAGGUGGACGUCGAUACAAGAUGCACCAUCCUGAACUACCUGAAGCUCAUCAAGAGACGCGCCUCCGGUGAACUGAUGACCAUGGCAAAGUGGAUGAGGGAGUUUGUCGACAAGCACACCCAAUACAAGCAAGACAGCGUCAUAACUGACAAAAUCAACUACGACCUACUCCGCAAGUGUGACAGCAUCGCAAAAGGAGAGGAGCGAUGCCCAGAACUCAUUGGAGACCCAGUCAAUCGGGCCAAAUAAACCCAUUGUUAAAGCUUUAA
Coregonus clupeaformis (lake whitefish) is the source of this 2397-nucleotide messenger RNA. Its product is annotated as glutamate--cysteine ligase catalytic subunit. The transcript is spliced from 16 exons. Gene Ontology annotation, cellular component: glutamate-cysteine ligase complex. Gene Ontology annotation, molecular function: glutamate-cysteine ligase activity. NCBI's taxonomy places the organism in Eukaryota, Metazoa, Chordata, Actinopteri, Salmoniformes, Salmonidae. The coding region runs from base 488 to 2377 and encodes 629 amino acids. Gene Ontology annotation, biological process: glutathione biosynthetic process. The record is from RefSeq and is a predicted model, not a curated record.